Peronospora matthiolae is the source of this 198-nucleotide messenger RNA. Lineage: Eukaryota; Oomycota; Peronosporomycetes; Peronosporales; Peronosporaceae. The record is from the annotation of a GenBank genome assembly.
AUGCGCGGUGUGUUUUUGAAGAAGUCCGUCUAUUACGUCGUGAACCGUGAAACGACUCCGACUUUCACCGACCCUCGAGCGCCCGAUGACUACGUCAAGGCGAGCAAUGUCGCAUUUGGUAUGAUGCUGCUGCACAUGAAUGCGGAUUACCACCAUGUGUUGAGGGGUGAAAAGCUUGACGACCGAAACUGGGAGUGA